AUGCCGACUAAUAACAAGCCUAUAUAUCUGUUGGGCCUGGUGGUGAGCGAGAACAGUACGAUCGGGGAGUCGAUCAUAGAGGAUGUUUCAGAGGUCUCGGAGGCCAACAACAACCUCGAUACGGACUCGGGAGACCAGAACCUCACGUGCGGCGAAUGGUCCAGCUGUUCGAGGAGCUGCGGCGGUGGGAUUUCCAGGCAGCAGCGGCGUUGCAGGAGAAAACAAAGUAAAAACAAAGGGAGAUCGUGGAGCACGAAAUACAAGAUCUGCAAUCCGGAGCCCUGCGAGAACCCGAGCGAUUUCCGGGCAGAGCAAUGCGCCGCGUUCGACGACGUGCCGUACAGCGGGCAACUGCUGAAAUGGUAUCCACAUUACGACCCGACCAGGCCGUGCGCUUUGAUCUGCCGUGGCGAGCAAUCGCUGGAGAACACCGAGGGUCGGCUCAGGCAGGAAACGUCCGCCGAAAAGACGCUUCCGCGCGACGCCACCGACGCUUUGCAGCUUGACAGCGAGGAGACGAUCGUGGUCCAGCUCGCGGACAAGGUGGAAGAUGGCACCAAGUGCUACAUCGACAGCGUGGACGUCUGCAUUGGUGGUGAAUGCAUGAAAGUCGGUUGCGACCUGCGAGUCGGCAGCAACAGGAACACGGACCCGUGCGGCGUGUGCGGCGGAAACGGAUCGAGCUGCCAAUCGCGAUACUCGUGGAGUUUGGAAUCGAUAUCCGCCUGCUCGAAAUCAUGCGGCGGAGGCUUCAAGAUCGCGAGGGCGGUGUGCAAGGCCAUCGGCCCAGACGAUACUGUAGUAGACGACAGCUAUUGCGAUCCGGACAACAGACCAGAGAAGACCCUGCUACCGUGCAACACGCACCCCUGCACCGCCAAAUGGGUAGCCGGCGAGUGGAGUAUGUGCAGCGCUAGCUGUGGAGGUGGAUCGAGAACCAGAACGAUUUUCUGCACCGAGGAGAACGGCAAUGAGACUACGAAGCUGCCUGACCACAAAUGCAGCAACACGCACAAACCCCGUAACCAGGAAACUUGCAACACCAUCUCGUGUCCCAUGUGGGAGACCAAUAAAUGGAGCGAGUGUUCGACGACCUGCGGGACCGGAGUCAGAACGAGGACAAUCGAGUGCAGGGACGCCGUUGGUUCGAUCUCAAAGGACUGCGAGCCUGCCGAACGACCGCACACCGAGCAAGAGUGUAAAACAAAUAUCCCCUGUCCGAUAUUCGGAGAGGAAAUGAGGCAGCCGCUGAUGCAACCGUACCCACCUCCAUCGGUGUCAGAAAAAUUGAUCGACCAGCCGAUACCCUUCGAAUCCACGUUCAUCGUGGAGCAAUGGUCACCGUGCAGCGUCACCUGCGGCGAAGGGAUCAAGAAACGGAAAGUCCAAUGCAGGAUAUACCUGGAGUUCAGUAAAACGUUCGCCAACCUGCCAGAUCAUAAUUGCUCGGGACCGAAGCCCGUGGAGAAAGAGAAAUGCGUGCUGAGAGCGUGCAACAUCAUCGAAAACAGCCUGAUCUAUGGCAUCGACACUGUCGGCGACAGUGGAUACGCGGAACCAAGCCUGACGGACACUUACAGAUCGACAGCGGGAGGUUCGAGCGGAAGUGGCUACGACUCUGGAAUUAAGGUGGCCCCAGGAAGCGACGUGCAAACCACCUACUCGUGGAAGGAAACUGGUUACACCCCUUGCAGCGCGACUUGCCUCGGUGGUAUCCAGGAACUGAUUGUCAAUUGCAUACGAGACGACAAUAAGAAGACUGUCACGCCUUUCCUCUGCACCGGUGAAACGAAACCGGAAGCUAGGAUAAAGGUUUGCAACGACCACCCUUGCCCGCCUAGAUGGAAUUUCAGCGAAUUUUUACCGUGCAAUAACCCAUGUGGGAUCGGCAUACAGACUCGCGACGUCACAUGCAUACACGAGGUGACACGUGGCACAAGUAAUACGGUGCCAAACUACAUGUGCCCGCAGCCACUACCAGCGGACAGACAAUACUGCAAUGUAUUAGAUUGCCCGGUUAAAUGGAGUACCGGCGACUGGAGUAAGUGCUCGAAAACUUGUGGAGUAGGCGUGAGGGUACGUGAAGUGACCUGCGAACAGGUAAUGGCCCAGGGGCACACACAAAGUCGGGAGGAACAUGAAUGCCCGUCUCCAAAGCCUGCCUCGAAGAAGCCUUGCAACACCAGAGAGUGUCACACUAUAGAUGCGGGAUCCCUGCCUAUAAUUACCAGUCAAAACACCACGUAUAACCAGACAGACUUAAACGCAAACGUAGACUUAAAGAUCGGCGGUAUCGCGGAAGUCUUUCACGGCAUAUCUUCGAUUAAGAUUCGCUGUCCCGUUAGAAAAUUUGACAAAGCGCUGAUCACGUGGGCCAAGGAUAACAGAAAAUUAAAGAAAUCGAGAAAGUACAAGAUUAGCAGGAAGGGAGCGUUGAAAAUAAAGGACAUAAUAUCCACUGACGCUGGCGUUUACGCGUGUAUAGCGGGAAAUUCGCAAGCGGAAACACAAAUAAUUGUAAAAUCCCGUACAAAGGAACAAAUUAGCAGCGAGGAGUAUUUACGACUAAGCAAUUCCGUCCAUCGGCAACGAAACGCGAAUUUAGAUUCGGCACCAGCAAAUUCGGGGGAAAGUCUCUAUACUGAUCGAGCAGCCGCUUAUGGAAAUCGAUUUGUCCCGAUCGACAGCGAAGAUCUAAGUCAUGAACGAGCAGUCCCUAGCAAACCAACGAGAAAACCCCAUCAGAAAAAACAAAAGACCAGUCCGACACCACCGGAUUCCACGAUGAUGCAUAAGGAAAACACUAUAACUUCGUUGAAUCAGCCAGGAUACCACGAAUCUGUAGAAUCGACUGCACCUUCGAGUUCAAGUGCCUCUACUCUUGUACCGCACUUAACUUACUUUAUAUCGACAUUAAAGGAAUACUGGCCAUUCCAAAGUGAAAGCUCUGUCAAGAGGUCUCAUAGAACAGCCCCAGUAGCAUUCAUCGACGACGUAAGAAAAGAAGCAGUUGUGACAAAACGCACCAUGCCUGAAAGGAAUUCCGACUUGAGAUACCAAAACGUGGAAGAUAACUUGGACAUCUUGUACCGUAAUACUGCUAUACCAGAUGAGACAUUUGGACCGGAUGAAGAAAGAAUAUUCAUCGAUGUCGAUCCAUAUGAUUUAGACGAGUCCAUGUUUGGACUAGAUCACAGCGAGCCAGUGAAAAUUACUCCUGUUGUGAAUAAAGAUAGUUUGGUCACUCCUGCGAAAUCUGAUAUAAAUUACGUUGAAGAAUCUUUAAAGAACGUCAAGAGACAAUGGCACGAUACAUCAGAAGUUAAAAAUCAUUGGAGCCCUACGUCUAAAAACCAAAAUGAGAAAUCUGUAAACUUGGCAACUAGCUCAGAUAACAUUAAUUUGGAGAUGUACUAUAUGCCAAACUCGAAUAUCAAGGAAACUACAGAAAAAUUCGAAGACUCCCAUGACGAAAGUACUGACAAAAUAGCUCAUGAUAAUACUGGAAAUGAACAUGUUUCACCUACGAUGUCGCUCAAAGAAAUGGACGUUGUUUCAAAAAAAUCAAAUAUUAGUGACGAGAAAAUAAAAAUAUUAAAUCAGACAGAAGACUACGGGGAAAUUUUUGAGGAAGAAAUGAAAAAACGAAAAGUCUAUGUUGAAAAUGAUACGGUUGAUGAUAGUAUUAUACAAGCAGCUACGUCUAGAGAUUUGGAAGACGAUUUAAUCGAUUUAGCGUUAACGGAAAAUCAAGAAUCCGAGGAAAUCGAAAAAGAUGUAAAAAAUCUGCUACGAAAUCAAGAAAAUCGUAACAAUUCGUUUGAGGACACAACUGAUUUUGAAGAACGAUCGACUAGUGAAGAAACACAGAAAAUGAACAAGUUUUUGGAUGUAGCGACUACAUCCUUUGUCGGACCAAAUGCCACUAUCGAGUCUACAAUCGCGUCUCUUAGUAUAUUAGAUACGGAGGAUUUGAUUUUCGAAUGGGUUACAACAGAUUGGUCAAAGUGCUCCCAAACUUGCGGAGGAAGCGGAUUUCAGAUGCGAAGAGCCCAAUGUACAGUUCGAGCAGCAAAACCGAUUAGAAACACAACUCGUACAGCACCUCAGACAGUCGUAGAGGCAACAUUAUGUGAAGAUGCUGGACAUCCUGUACCUCAGAAAGUCAGACCUUGUGGGUUUGGUAAAUGUCCUCAAUGGCAUACAACUGAAUGGACCCCGUGUGAAACCUCCAGAUGCUUCACUUGGAAAACUGCAAUGCAGAGACGUAAUAUUACUUGUCGUUUGGUCGAGAAUAUAGAAAGCAGACAACAGAAUAUCACAUUACUUGAUCCUAAUAAGUGUGAUGAUACUACUAGACCUCUUCAAAGACAAGAAUGUUAUAAUGAUGCCUGCAAAGGAGUUUGGAGAGUUGGAAAUUGGUCUGAGUGUACAGCAUCAUGUGAAGAAGAUGGUAUCAAAUACAGAAUUUUACAGUGCGUUUGGUAUGGCACAAAGAAACCAGCUGGUAAUGCGUGCAGAGAUAUUCCACGACCUCCUGUUAUGAAGACUUGUAGAGGUCCACUAUGUCCUGAUAACUGCAAAGACCAUUCGCAAUUGUGUAGCAGAGUGAAAACAAUGAAUAGGUGCAGAGUGCCCCUUUAUCAGAAGCAAUGCUGUCAAUCGUGUCAGCAAUUGUCAGCAAUUGUUGGUACGAAAAGAAACGUUCUAGAUAAAAAUUGAUGUAAUGAGAGGUGUGCGCUAGGAGAAUGUCAUAGUGAAGACAACGAGUUGAUGAUUAUCUUCGUGAACGUUCGCUAAAAUGCUCCCUGAAAUGCUUGUCUGUUAAAAAAAAUAAAAAAAAAUAAAGAAUUGUAUUUGAAUUUACGAACAUAUGCAGCUAAAAAAUAUGUAAGAAAUAUUGAAGAAACGGUAUCGACCAAAUUACUUCCGCUGGUAAUUGUUCCCCAUCCUUUCUCCGUGCCCUGGAGCAUAACGUGUUCGCGUCUGUACACUAGAUUCUUCUUGCACCCACUAAGAAUCUAAUUUCCAAUUGUGUGCUAAUUAAAGCUAUAAUUUUCGGACGUGUAUCACGUGUAGUUUGGCACAACUCCUAAUUGCGCACGCUCAUACCGUGGGAAGAACAAGAAAAUCCCGGCAUUCGUCCAAGAAGUUAAGAAAUUAUAUUGUUGAAGUUCAAUAAAACCGGAAUACUAGAAAAAAUAUUUGUAGCUUGAAAGGAGCUACCGCGAUGUUAUCGUUGUGAAAUGAUACGUCAUCAGAGUUCGCGUGACGUUGAGGUUACGAAAGACGAGCUUUACAAAGCUGUUCAAAUUUUAAAUGGAAAUGUUACAUAUGGGUGGGGAGGGGUGAACGGAACAGUAAUCUUGAUCAUAUUGUAAAAAGUAGCACAAAAAUUAAUUCUCCGAAGCUUUAUUUUUUUACAUGUAUUUCUUGGAUGACACAUGUUCGAUCUCUCGGUUCCCGUUUCCAAAAUACACGCGGUUCUCGUCAACAUCAUUUUUAUCGAAGACUGAAAAAUGCUACAUACUUGUUCUGCAUAAUUUCGUGAAGUUCACCGUUCCCAUCAGACAUUCGCAAGAAUCGAGAAAUCAAUUUCCAUUUCUUACGCUCCAAAGAGUCUUCACACGCAUUCCGCUGUACCCUUCCAAAUAGAAGAGUGUUACACGCGUUUUGUUAUGUUUCCACAGGGGUAUAUUUAUUGCAACGUUACUUCUAAGUUCCACAAUACACUAUACAAAUUAUUAAAUGAACGAUAUUAAGUUAAUGAAUGAUAAAGUAUAAAAGUUACUAACGAUAUAAGUUAUAAAUGAAUUAUUACGCGCCUAUAAACGCCUCAUGAGGCGUAUGUAAGCCAAUAGAUUCUAAGCAAUAAAAUAUAUAGGUACUGUAAUAUACUAUUUUGUUAAUAACCUCUGGCGAAAAUUCGUUAACAUGACGUUCCAUUUUUAAACAAAA
Molecule: messenger RNA, 5958 nt
Organism: Eufriesea mexicana
Lineage: Eukaryota; Metazoa; Arthropoda; Insecta; Hymenoptera; Apidae
Gene: nolo
Product: ADAMTS-like no long nerve cord
Exons: 24
Coding region: 1-4722 (1573 amino acids)
Source: RefSeq, a predicted model, not a curated record